CACCACUGGGUCACCGCGCGCUUCUUGAGCCCUGCUGGCGUCGAGGCGAGGCGCCGCCAUGGCCAUCUGGGCGUUGAUGUUGGCGCUGCUCGCUGUUGAGCAAGCUCACGGACGAAGACCCGCCCUUCCUGACAUGUCCGUCAAAGACAGCUGUUUCACGGUGCGGCCAGAGGUGGAGCUGUUUCGCAUGGAGAGCGAGGCGGUGGUCUUGUCUUUCCAAACGUUCCGGAGAGCCCUCAAAGUACGUAACAUAGCCCCGCCCAUGUCCACGUACCACAUCGCCAAGGGCAACGCUAGCACUGCCACCUUCUUGGACGGCGAGGGGCGUGUCCAGAGGCACGGCACAGAGCUUUGGCUCCUCCCAGCUCGGGCGGCCGACUCCGGGGAGUAUACGUGCACCUUCAGAAAUGCUAGCUACUGCAUCAGAGGUAGCAUCACGCUGGCGGUGUACACGGCGUCCACCGUGGACAUCAAGAAACUGUCCUAUGAGUACAACGCCACGGCGGGGGAGGACGUCACCCUCAGAUGCCCCUCUUCGUAUCACUUCAACAACCCGGAGCCACAGAUAGAAUGGGAGGCGAACCUUGCUAUUGGACGCCUCCAAGACGCCCAAACAUGGAGAUCCUUCCGUACCGAUGGAAGGAAACUGUUCAUCCCGGCGGUGAAGCCGUCCGAUGCCGGCGUCUACACGUGUCGCCUGGACGUGCUCGUUGACGACAGGAAGUACCCCAUCAGCAGGGUCAUUCAGCUUUUGGUGGAAGGUCCAGACCCGGUUCCAACCCACACCGAGGUGGACCUGACUUCUGAAGUGACCUCUGACCCCAGGCACAUCCGAAGCAGUGUUGCUCCCACCCUCACACAUACGCCGCCGUUGAUCAUCUCCCCGUCCAACGGAACCAUCUUCGAGGCGGCGCAUGGUUCCGCCCUGGAAGUGGUCUGCAAGGUUCUGACAGCUUGUGACUUUGUGAGUUCCACCGCCGUCUCCUGGUUGGUCAACGGCCUGACGGUGGAGUCGUCCUACCUGGAUGGGCGUGCCCUGCAGGGUGGGAGGAGGGAAAGCAGGACGGCGUGGGGGUGCCAGGUGGAGUUGAGGCUCAUCGUCAUGGCGAUGACGGAGGAGGAUGCUGAGGCAGAGCUCCGCUGCGUGGCUAACAACCAAGGAGGCAGACAGGAAGUUGUCAUCCACGUUGGGCUGGAAGACUCCAAGUUCACUUGGAUCGUGGUCUCCGCCGUGGCUACAUCCUGUUUCCUGGCGGUGGUCUGCGUCUUCCUCUACGUUCUUUUGAGGCCCAAACAGAAUAAGAAGAAACUGGACUACUUCCUGGCCCGGCAGAACAGUACCUUCUACAGUACCGAGGACUGAUUAUCUUCAUAGUCGCUUUUGUGCUUGAAGAACUGGGCGGUCCGCCACCAGGCAAUACUCCAUGUGGCCACUAGAGGGCAGCAGAGGAAACAGUUUUCCUCGCCCAGCUUGGAAAGCUUUAGACAAAAUGAACAUGUCUAUAAAGCAAAGACGAACGGAGGAACCAUCUUGUACUA
Molecule: messenger RNA, 1539 nt
Organism: Doryrhamphus excisus (bluestripe pipefish)
Lineage: Eukaryota; Metazoa; Chordata; Actinopteri; Syngnathiformes; Syngnathidae
Product: interleukin-1 receptor type 2
Molecular function (GO): interleukin-1 receptor activity
Source: RefSeq, a predicted model, not a curated record